AUGCCGUUCCCGUUCGGGAAGUCUCACAAGUCCCCUGCAGACAUCGUGAAGAACCUGAAGGAGAGCAUGGCUGUGCUGGAGAAGCAAGACAUUUCCGACAAAAAGGCGGAAAAGGCUACAGAAGAAGUUUCCAAGAACCUGGUUGCCAUGAAGGAAAUUCUGUAUGGCACAAACGAGAAGGAGCCGCAGACAGAGGCAGUGGCGCAGCUCGCUCAAGAGCUGUAUAACAGUGGGCUCCUCAGCACCCUGGUAGCUGAUUUGCAGCUCAUUGACUUUGAGGGCAAGAAAGACGUGGCUCAAAUUUUCAACAAUAUUCUCAGAAGACAAAUUGGUACAAGAACUCCUACUGUUGAAUACAUCUGCACCCAGCAGAAUAUUUUGUUCAUGUUGUUGAAAGGGUAUGAAUCUCCAGAAAUAGCCCUAAAUUGUGGAAUAAUGUUAAGAGAAUGCAUCAGACAUGAACCACUUGCAAAAAUCAUUUUGUGGUCGGAACAGUUUUAUGAUUUCUUCAGAUAUGUCGAAAUGUCAACAUUUGACAUAGCUUCAGAUGCAUUUGCCACAUUCAAGGAUUUACUUACAAGACAUAAAUUGCUCAGUGCGGAAUUUUUGGAACAACAUUAUGAUAGAUUCUUCAGUGAAUAUGAGAAGUUACUUCAUUCAGAAAACUAUGUGACAAAAAGACAGUCACUCAAGCUUCUCGGUGAACUGCUACUAGACAGACACAACUUCACGAUUAUGACAAAAUACAUCAGUAAACCUGAGAACCUCAAAUUAAUGAUGAACCUUCUACGAGACAAAAGCCGUAACAUCCAGUUUGAGGCCUUCCACGUUUUUAAGGUGUUCGUAGCCAACCCCAACAAGACGCAGCCCAUCCUCGACAUCCUCCUCAAGAACCAGGCCAAGCUCAUAGAGUUCCUCAGCAAGUUCCAGAAUGACAGGACCGAGGAUGAGCAGUUCAAUGAUGAGAAGACGUAUUUAGUCAAACAGAUCAGGGAUUUGAAGAGACCAGCUCAGCAAGAAGCCUGA
Messenger RNA from Rangifer tarandus platyrhynchus (Svalbard reindeer), 1026 nucleotides. NCBI's taxonomy places the organism in Eukaryota, Metazoa, Chordata, Mammalia, Artiodactyla, Cervidae. The record is from the annotation of a GenBank genome assembly.